AUGGUUCAAAGCUCGUGUGAGGGUUGGUGGAAAGCUGGGGAAACAAGAGACAGAUCUAGCUGGUCACGUACCUGUGUCGUGAAGAUCCUUGGCCAUGUUACACAAGAUGCACCGAAGCGCGAGUGCUCACGAAUGACGACCGGAAAGAGCAGGAUAACGGACUGUGAACCGCCGGGCGACACAGCGUGA
Ascochyta rabiei is the source of this 189-nucleotide messenger RNA. RefSeq lists its product as uncharacterized. The transcript has a single exon. NCBI's taxonomy places the organism in Eukaryota, Fungi, Ascomycota, Dothideomycetes, Pleosporales, Didymellaceae. The record is from RefSeq and is a predicted model, not a curated record. Bases 1 to 189 code for a protein of 62 amino acids.